Molecule: messenger RNA, 921 nt
Organism: Fonsecaea multimorphosa CBS 102226
Lineage: Eukaryota; Fungi; Ascomycota; Eurotiomycetes; Chaetothyriales; Herpotrichiellaceae
Exons: 4
Coding region: 1-921 (306 amino acids)
Source: RefSeq, a predicted model, not a curated record
AUGCCACGCGAAGACGUCGAGUUCAAAACGCAAGACGGCGUGACUCUACGAGGGUGGCUGUACACGCCGUCCGUACCAGCGCCCAACAGCGGGCUGCCGUGCAUCGUCAUGUGUCAUGGCUUCGGCGCCGUCAAGGAGAUGGGCAUCGACGCGUUCGCCGAGCGCUUCACCACGACGAUCCCAGUCUGCGCACUGGUCUAUGACAAUCGCAAUCUCGGCGCGAGUGACGGCCUACCGCGGCAGGAAGUCAUUCCAGCCUUGCAGUGCUCCGACUACAGCGACGCCAUCACCUACGCGCAAUCCAGACCCGAGGUCGACCCCAAAAGAGUCGCCGUUUGGGGCACAAGCUACAGUGGCGCCCAUGUGCUUUCGGUCGCGGCUGUCGAUCGUCGAGUGAAGGCGGUGAUUAGCCAGGUCAUGGUCGCCGAUGGAUGGGCCAAUUUCCAUCGCCUCGUGCGGAACGACUUGGUCAAGGACAUGGAGGCCAUGUUUGAGAAAGGCAAGCAGGGUCGUGCGAGAGGCGAAGCGCCCAUGACCAUCCAAAGCGUGUCGGCGAAUCCCGAAAAGGAGCUCUGCGUCCUGCCCACGCCAGACAGCUGGGAGUACGUGUCAAGCUGGAUCAAGAAGCUUCCGGGCGUGAAUGCCAAGAACGAAGUGACGGUCCGAAGCAUGGAAGCCUUCCGCGCGUACAAUGCCUCGGGCUACAUCCACCACAUCUCGCCCACGCCGUUGCUCAUGGUGAUUGCCGACAAGGACGAGCUGACGCCCACGGACAUCGCCAUCGAGGCUUACUCGCGCGCCCGCGAGCCCAAGGAAAUCUUCAUCUUCCCCGGCGGCCAUUAUGCGGGCUACUUUGGCGAGGCGUUCGACAAGAGCACCGCCGUCCAGAUCGAGUUCUGGAAGAAGCAUCUGCUUGUGUAG